Molecule: messenger RNA, 3257 nt
Organism: Trichogramma pretiosum
Lineage: Eukaryota; Metazoa; Arthropoda; Insecta; Hymenoptera; Trichogrammatidae
Product: protein FAM49B
Exons: 5
Coding region: 524-1540 (338 amino acids)
Biological process (GO): regulation of actin filament polymerization
Molecular function (GO): small GTPase binding
Source: RefSeq, a predicted model, not a curated record
GUAGUAGUACGUCUUGUGUGCUGCGCGUAUUAUCAUCGUAUACAUAAACAACGGUGUGAAUGAACCGGAGCUUUUGAAGUCUCGUCGUCGUGCUCGGGCGCAUACCUUUAGUCGCACUUACAUAUAUAGUGUACGUCAUAACAACAGCGCGAGGGUGGCCGAGAGGGAGCAGCGUAUAUAUACGUACAAUACGGAAAAGACGACGCUGUGCAAGUGCGAAAGAAUAAUAAUAAUAAUAAUAAUAAAAACAAGUGGCUUUGAAAUCAUCGCGCGCUCCCUUCUCCGCGUCUUUUCCUCGACUCUUACCGCUGCUGGCUGCUACUGCAUCUUUGCAGAAGAUGACGCAGUAUCGCUGAAAAACACACGUAUACACGGGAGAGAGGACAUCGUCGUCGUCGUUGUCACACGCCGAUAUAUAAGAAUCAAUCGUCAACACAACACGAUCGUAAACAGUAUCAAAGUGUGCCGCGCGUACAACGUCGAUAUAUAGUAUACCAAUUACAUAUAGUCCACGAGCACGAAAAUGGGUAAGCUUCUGAGUCUUCUUGCUCGCGACGAGACGACCUGCUGCACGCCGGCCAAGUACGACGUCUUCUUGGACUUUGAGAAUGCCCAACCAUCGGACAUCGAGCGCGACACCUUCGAGGCGGUCCAGCGCGUCCUCAAGGACUCCGAGUCCAUACUCCAGGAGAUACAGUGCUACAAGGGCGCCGGCAAGGAGAUACGCGAGGCGAUCUCCGCCCCGACCGAAGAGUGCCAACGCCGAGCCUAUCUCACCGUGGCGCCGCUCGUCGCCAAGCUCAAACGCUUCUACGAGUUCUCGCUCGAGCUCGAGCGCGUCGUGCCCAAGAUACUCGGCCAGCUCUGCUCGGGCAAUCUGUCGCCCACCCAGCACUUGGAGACCCAGCAGGCGCUGGUCAAACAGCUGGCCGAGAUCCUCGAGUUCGUGCUGAAAUUCGACGAGUUCAAGAUGAAGACGCCGGCGAUACAGAACGAUUUUAGCUACUACAGGCGCACCCUGAACCGGGCCUCGCUCAUCAGCAGCAAUGGCACGAGCAAGGACAACAACGCCGCGUCCGACGAGAAGGAUCUCGUGGUGGGCAACGAGCUCGCCAACAGGAUGUCGCUGUUCUACGCGCACGCCACGCCGAUGCUGCGCGUCUUGAGCAACGCCACCAUAUCGUUUCUCAUGGACAAUCAAGAGCUUCCACGAGAAAAUAUCACAGAGACGUUGGGCACGAUGGCCAAAGUAUGCCUGAGGAUGCUCGAAAAUCCAAAUCUUCUGGCGCAGUUCCAGCGCGAGGAGACUCAGCUCUUCGUGCUGAGGGUAAUGGUCGGUCUGGUCAUACUGUACGAUCACGUGCAUCCCCAGGGUGCCUUCGUCAAGGGCUCCAACGUCGACGUCAAGGGCUGCGUCAAGCUACUGAAGGAUCAGCCGCCGUGCAAGAGCGAGGGUCUGCUCAAUGCGCUGCGCUACACGACCAAGCACCUGAACGAGGAGAACACGCCCAAGAACAUCAAGAAUCUGCUCGCCGCAUGAUUGCCGAAAGCCCGAGCGGGCUGCUGCAUACGCAGCUAAGAGCAGUGAUGAGGUCCCUCUCUCGUUUUUUGUGUCUCGCGCGGCGGGUGGAGAAUGACGAAAAAAAAUCCGUGUAUUUUUCUGGGUGUGCGUGCAUGUGUGUGUAAAGAAUAAUAAUCGUGUGUGCCAGUGAAAGAUCGCGCGAGACCGAUGGAGGGACGUUUCGAUGUUUUUUUUUCUGUAUAAGUGGAGAGAUGCUGAAGUAACCAUGACAAAACCUAAGUCUUAAUUAUUGCGUUAUAUAUAAAAAUUGUAACGAUUACACCCCCUCUCUUUUUCAACGUAGUCAAUUUUUAAAAAUUAAUGAUAUAAUGCACGCUAUUAUGCAUGAACCCCCUCAACCAAGACUUUGCACACGAGUUUAUAUGUAAUAUGCGUUGUGUAAAAUACCGAUUGUACCAAUUAUAAAUUAUUCGAUAUGUCUUUUAUCGUUAAAAAAAGAAGAAAAAAAAUAUGGUAUUCUCACGAUACGCGAGUAAGUUGCGUGACUCUUGUAUUCAAUUUUUAUAUCGUACAUUGUAAAAUGUUAACUUUAACGAUCUUUUUGCAAGUUUCGAUGUUAGUGAGCAUACGUUUUAAGCGUUUUUUAUUGAAAAAAAGAUAAUGAUGAACUUUUCUAAGGACAAGACACACCGUUACGUGCGCAUUCCCCUUUUUUAAUUUUUUGAUUGAAAACCUCAGUGCCGAAAAAUUUUUAAAGGUCUACUAAUUGGAGCUUUUUCUAAAAAAAAAAAACACUUCGUCGUCUUUAAAAGCACAAAUUUGUAAUUCAAAAUUGUACCGAGUGAUUUUUAUCCAACUUCGUCGCUUCGACGAUUUUUUUAAACCCUUUCAACUGCCUAUAUAUAAAAAUAUCAUAGACUGAAAGUCAUAAUCAGCAUUGUAAUUAAUUAUCAUUUGGUCUUCGAGUUUUAAAGCAUGUACAGUAGUGAUAUUUAAGUAUAACGUAGAUGCGACUCUUAGAGCCGUUUUACAUAAUCUACCUGUUUUAUCAUAAUACACGUAGUCAUAUCGAGGAAUCGCCGAGUAUUACAGUAUGAAGUGAAUAAAAUAUUUCUAUUAUUAUUCAUCAACGACAUCUUGAUGUUACUUUUUUUUAAUUGUAUCUCGAGGUGUCUCGAGAAAAAUUGUAAUAUUUUAAAAGAGUGCAAGGUUUUUAGAUACACAUUGUUUUUUGUUACUUAGCUCAGUAAGUGAUCAUAUUUAAAAUAUGUAGUUUUGAUAAUUAUUAACAGUAUAGAAAAGAAAAUAUAACUUCAUAAAGUAACACGUCAAAUUACAUCUUUUGAUUUCGUCUAAUUAAUAGCGUUUAAGUGUAAUAUUGUGACGUAAAACGACAAAAAAUUAUAAUAAUACAACGUACACGAUUGCGAGAAAAAAAAAUAAUGCAGAAAACCAAAGAGCUGCAGUGGGAGAAAUUAUUUCACAAUAUAUAAAUAUAAUCCUGUACAUUUUGUAGAAUUCAAAAACAAAUUUAUCUAUAAAUUAUAUUACUGUAUCGUGUAAUCUAGCUUUAAGGAUGUUUUAACGAUGAUGUAUAACUGCAUUGUUGCUAUACGAAUUUGAACAAAAAAAUUUUUUUAAACCUUCAUACUCGGGUAAAGCACCAGAAAUACUCGUAUGUUUACAUUUUUUAACGUUUGAAUAAAAUUUUUGUAAGCUUAUGAAAGUCGAAGAA